CACGUAUUUACCCCAAGUGGCAUUUCAUCCCGUUGGGAGAGAGUACUGUAAUGGUUCUUCGAUUCCGACAUCGUACCCGAUUUCUAGAAGCUUUUUACAAGAGCCAAGAAUCCCCGCCAGGCACAGCACCCGCAGACGUGACCAUCACCUGAUAAUUCGCCCAGAACAUACGAAAAGCUCACAACUCCGCUCACGCUGACCUCCAUUCAGGAAAUGUAUUUCAAAUCUUGAUAUCCGCUCGCUGUGAUGAGUCGUCGUCGUUUUCUCACACUUCUCUCGCUCGGUGUAUUCGGAUUUCUAGCUGCGUACUUUUACAACAACAGAAUGGCAACACCUUCUGCCCUUCCCGCGCAAAACCUUGCCAGGAGCGGAGCCAUCGUAGUGGGUUCUGGCCUGGCAGGCCUGUCAGCGGCAUCUCAGCUCAUAUCUCACAAUGUCCCUGUCCAAUUACUUGAACGGUCCGCAAAACCGGGCGGCAACUCGAUUAAAGCGUCCUCCGGCAUCAACGGCGCACCAACCAAGUAUCAACCAGUUUCAGAUGAUGCCUUCUACACCGAUACCGUGAAGUCGGCGGGGAAAGCGAUGGCCGCCAUGACAGCACAUCGCGAAACGCUCAUCUCGACCUUGACCAACUCGUCGUCAGCAGCCGUAUCCUGGCUUGUCGAUACCAACGGUAUCGAUCUCAGCAAAGUCGCCCAGCUGGGUGGUCACUCAUUUCCGCGAACACAUCGCGGAGCAGGUCAAACGCCUCCAGGAGCCUCCAUCGUGACCACACUUCUCAAAGCGCUCCAAGGAUCUCCACUCUUCCAGCUACAAACCUCAUGCACUGUGACUAAAGUCCUGCAAACCGGCCCACGUGUCACAGGCGUUGAAUAUGCCUGCGAAAACGGCGAGAAGAAAGAACUUCAUGGCCCUGUGAUCUUCGCUGCAGGAGGCUUCGCCGGCGACGCAGAAGGCAUGCUGGCUCAAUACCGACCUGAUCUGGCCGGCUAUCCAUCAACCAACGACCCUAGGCCAGGUACACAACCUCUCCUCACUGCCAUCGGCGCUCAACUUCUAGAUAUGGAUCUCGUCCAAGUUCAUCCCACAGGCUUUGUUGACCCAGCGAACCCCUCUUCCCCGCUCAAAUUCCUCGCUGCGGAAGUCCUGCGAGGUGAAGGUGGGCUCCUCCUUCUGGACGGAAAGCGCUUCAUCGAUGAACUGGAAACGAGGGAAAACAUCACUAAUGCCAUCACUGCCCAUCCACCGACGUCGAAGACACCACGCCAAUGGACUGUGCAACUCGUCCUCGAUGAAGGUGUCUACAGUGCAGCCAAAUCUCACAUUGACUUCUAUGUCUGGAAAGGUCUAAUGAAGAAGACCAAGAUCUCCGACUUGGGAGCCGAAGCCUUAGAUUCCAUACGACAGUUUGCGAACGCGGCUUCUGGGAAGAACGCCGAUCCUUUACAUCGCACUGCCUUCGCGAAUUGGACGCUUACAGAUGUAGCCCCGGAAUCUGUCGUCUAUAUCGGGACUGUGACGCCGGUAGUUCAUUUCACGAUGGGUGGGGUGCUGAUCAAUGAGAAGGCGGAAGUGCUCAAGGAAGGUGGAGAAAGGAUUGAGGGACUCUGGGCUGCCGGUGAAGUUACCGGUGGCGUGCACGGAGGAAAUAGGCUUGGUGGCAGUUCUCUUUUGGAGUGCGUCGUCUUUGGUAGGAUUGCAGGAAGUCAAUGUUCGGGGUAUUUGCCGGCGUAGAUAACAAUAACUGACGGUGUAGAUUUGCGCCUAGGCUUCCAAUAAAAAAAGCAUAGUCUUGAGUGCUG
Messenger RNA from Lindgomyces ingoldianus, 1802 nucleotides. RefSeq names its product Flavocytochrome c. Lineage: Eukaryota; Fungi; Ascomycota; Dothideomycetes; Pleosporales; Lindgomycetaceae. Gene Ontology annotation, molecular function: FMN binding; oxidoreductase activity. Bases 325 to 1734 code for a protein of 469 amino acids. The transcript has a single exon. The record is from RefSeq and is a predicted model, not a curated record.